Molecule: messenger RNA, 1494 nt
Organism: Anopheles nili
Lineage: Eukaryota; Metazoa; Arthropoda; Insecta; Diptera; Culicidae
Product: limbic system-associated membrane protein
Exons: 10
Coding region: 1-1494 (497 amino acids)
Biological process (GO): synapse organization; homophilic cell-cell adhesion
Cellular component (GO): axon; neuronal cell body; plasma membrane
Molecular function (GO): protein binding; axon guidance receptor activity
Source: RefSeq, a predicted model, not a curated record
AUGGUUCUUCAUAGCAGCUCUGUGAAGCGAGAAGCAGCUAGUCAAAUUCUGAACAAAGCGGAGCCACUGUUCAUCUCAAGAUCGGAAGCGUUCAAGUUCGCCGUGGGCGACACCAUUACGCUUCCCUGCGAGGUUGCCUCUCCAGGUACUUUCGUGUUGGCCUGGAAGCGAGGCAUCGCCAUCCUGACAGCGGGGUCCGUCAAAGUCACGCCCGAUCCACGUGUCCGGCUCGUCAACGGAUACACGCUGCAGAUCCGCGACGCCGUACCCCAGGACGCUGGAGACUACAUCUGCCAGAUCGCGAUGCUGGACCCGCGAGAAAUAACGCACCACGUUGAAAUUCUCGUGCCACCGAAAAUAACCCACGUCACCUCCGGCGGACACCUGCAGGUUCGGAAGGGUUCACCGGUGCGGCUCGAGUGUUCGGCCACCGGCAACCCGAUGCCGAACAUCACGUGGACACGGAAAAACAACCUGCUGCCAAACGGCGAGGAACAAUUCACCAACCCGGUGUACGUCAUCGAAAACAUGGACCGGCACAAGGGCGGCACGUACAUCUGCACCGCGAACAACGGCGUCGGACAGGUGGCGACCAGCCAAAUCAUUCUGCACGUGCUGUAUCCACCCGAGAUAAGCGUCGAGAACCCGAUCGUGUACUCCGGCGAGGGCCAGGAAGCGAUGCUCGUGUGUAUCGUACACGGUGAAUCUCAACCGGAAGUACUGUGGCACAAGGACACGAUGCAGAUAGAUCAGACGGAGCGGCACGUGAUCGAGAACCGGGGCGCCCGGCACACGCUCAUCAUCCGGAAGGUGCACCCGCAGGACUUUGGCAACUACUCGUGCAUCGCGGACAACCAGCUGGGCAAGACACGCAAGACGGUGACGUUGACGGGCAAACCGAAGAUGGCCGUUUUCCGCUCCGUGCCAAAUAGCCAGUGGAAGGACAAGUACAACAUCUCGUGGAUGGUCGAUUCACACUCCCCGAUCGAGGAGUUUAAGCUGUACUAUCGGCAGGUGGACGGGGAUACGAUUCAGCCGCAGGAGGGCGUUUUCCUCGACAGCCGGAAAAUGCACCACAGCUACGCGGGUGAUAACAUGCUGGACUACAACCGGAAAAUCAACUCGUACGACAGCUACGCGUACAACAACGGCUACCACAAUCUGCACCACAAGUGGUCCAAGACGGACUGGCGGGACAUUGUGCUGCCGGCGUUCCCGUACUCACACCACUACACCCAGGGCAUGAGCUACCUGAUACGGGGUCUCGAGUCCGACCAGCAGUACGAGGCCCGGGUUCAAUCCAGGAACCGGUACGGCUGGAGCGAUUUCUCCGAGAGCUUUUUCUUCACCACGUCAAACACAGACACGGAGAUGCGCGAUUUGAGCGUCACCCAUUACAGCUCGUCGCGGGCGUCGGUUGACUUGGCCAGUGAAAUACGGUGUCUGGUGGGAGCGCUACUACUCGGUGCCAUUUGCCGGCUGGCAAGCUUUUGA